AGUUUGUCCUUUUUUCAUUUUUGUUUUUACACUAAUUGCAAAUGUUUAUGAAUCUCAAACUUGAGACAUGAAAUCUCAUAAGGGCUAGGGUCUGAUUGAUUCUAAAUAGUUAUAAGAUUUUUACGAGAUUUAGCCAGCCAGUCCAAUAUUAUUAUUGUCCCUCUCUUCCAAACACGUCCACAGAGGGAAAUAACACCUCCCUGUACUGCAUGGGUUCGUGGCGUGUAGAGUACACGGCGUCUGACUAGAGAGGGCGCUACAUAAGGCGUGCGUUUCUUCUCAGCUCAUCUUCUUCAGUAAUUCAUUCGUAGUGCAAGAGAUGAAACAAGAUCAACAUUUCCAGUUUAAGACAAACAAUAAAUCAACAAAGUGCCACCAUGGCAGAAUCGUCUCCUCAAAUGACGCAAGAAAUAGCCAGGAAACUCUUCAGUGAGGGCGCUACACUCAUCUUUCUCAAUGUCCCCCUCGGCACCGAGUUUGGCAUUGACUACAACACAUGGAACACAGCUGAGAAUUUCAAGGGUGUGAAGAUGAUCCCGCCGGGGGUACACUUUGUGUACUACAGCGCUGUCAAUGUGAGAGAUCGAAGUACUGCGCCAAGGAUGGGGUUCUUCCACUGCUUCCAGAAAGAAGAGAUGAUGAUGUUGAGCUGGAGCAAACGAGACGAAGACGCAGUAGAGCAUCACUUGGAGGACGCUGAGAAGGCAGAGUACAGGGGACGACUCAGAGAGUUUGAUCCAUUCCUCGGGUCUUAUCCAUACGAAAGCUUAAAGAAAUGGGUGUCGUUGACGAGCCACAUCACUGAGAACUUGGUCAAGGCGUGGAUGCCCUCUUGUGGUAAGAUCUUCUCAGCGCCUCAGUUGAUUGCGGAUGAUAAGACAGCAACGACGGCGGAGAGGGCUGAACUUGCCGAGAGCCAGCGGAAAACAGCUGAGGACUCUAGUGCCACGGCAGAGGAUCUUCUCCCCAGAAUGCACUGCAAACCAGGCACUGAAAUCAGGUUCAGUGCGAUCCCGAAGAAGAAUUACCCAGACGGGGCGAGCCCUGCCGACGUCACCAAAUACUGCAUGGAUCUUAGUUACACGCUGAAAACAAUGCUACGGACUCAUUACCCAGACAACGCAAACGGUAUCUUGGCAGAGAUUCAAUUUGCCUUUGUGUGCUUUCUGAUCGGACAGGUUUACGAUGGAUUCGAACAGUGGAAGCAACUCGUCCACAUUCUCUGCGCCUCUGAGGAAGCCUUGUCGACCCAUCAAGACCUCUACAGUAACUUGAUCAGUAUGCUGCACUUUCAGCUCAAAGAAGUACCAGCUGACUUCUUCAUCGACAUCGUCUCAAGAGACAAUUUUUUAACGUCUACACUUCAAGGUUUCUUUGCAAACUUACAGGCGUCGGACGUGUCAGAACAGUUGAAGAACAAGGGGAGGAAGUUUAAGGACAGUUUGACAAAGAGGUUUAAGUGGGACUUUGAAGCAAUGCCAGAUGAAGAAGCGCCUGUUAUUGUGCAACUCUGAGAAUGAAUAAACUUCUGGGUCAUUAUUUGAGGGCCCAACACACAGCGCUGCUGCUACUCCAAAAGUUACCAGCCCAAACACUCCUCAAUGAGUUUUGGCCGGUGACCUAACAACUAAUUAAAAUACUAUUUGUGGCCGAUUACCUAAAUGUUUGGCUUAUGUUUUAUUUUAAAAGAAAACCUUUCUGCUUUAAAAAUCAGGGCCCAAUUUCAUAGAGCUGCUUAACGGUAAGCAAAUUUGUGUGCUUCACUGUACAGCAGAAACGUUUCCUAAGGUGCAAGCGUAUUUCACAGGUUAGUAAGAAUAUUAGCAACCAUCCUGCACGUUCCCAUGGAUUUGUUUUGUUACGUCAUUAAUUUUUGUUGCAAUAAUCACUGGAAGGUUAGCACGCCUCUUCGUGUGCUUUUAAAGAUAAGGAGCGCUAUGAAAUGGAAAUUGCAAAUUACUAAGCAGCUCUAUGAAGUUGGGCCCAGCUCUUGGCUCUAUAAUUAACUUGGAUAACGGUGAAGCGUAAACCAGUGCUGAAAGACUGCAGUUUAAUCGGACAUUUCCGUUGGGGGGGGGGGGCUGUUUAAUGUAGGCCCGAUUGUACCAUUAUUUGUGCAUUUUCCAGUCUCAGGGCGAGGGUUGGCAAGGGGUUCCAAGUGAGAGGGGGCUACUGUACCCCACUCUGGUUUACCAACUACAGAAAAACCACAUAACUUGAUAAUAAAAUGACAGGUACACAGUCCAACGUUUCAAGGCAUUUGUUCAUUUAGAUUUUAUUUUCUAAUAAUAAGCACAUAAUAGUAAUAGAAUAAAUGUAAUAUAAUUGUUACUUACAUUCACAGUAGCAAUGUAAAUUUGACACAAGUUAUAAUAAUAAUUGUAGGCUUACAUAAUUGCAUUUAGUUGAUUUGAUUUGAUGUAAGUGACCCUCCUACUCUUACACUUGUGACCAUUUUCCAGCGAGGACACCAAACAUUUUGAAACAGAAUAAAGUCGGCACGGAUUGUGGAUUGUCACACAACUUCAUGUACAUGUACACAGUACAUAUAUUUGUGGAGUGUGUAUUCGUUCACAACAUAAUAUUCAAUUGCCGGCUGGCAUAGUUAUCAGUGGACACACUUAAAUGGUCAGACAGUAGGAGGGUUGACUGUGUAAUGUUUGCAAUCAUAUCGCAGGCUGGCAUAAUUUCAUUCAAAUGAAUGGUGAGAAAGUAGGAGGGUUAAGACACAAUAUACACAAAAACAAGUAGCUUUUAAAUUUGGGCCCUUUUUUUUGCAAGAUCUACAAAACAAUGCUGUUUUCUCAGUAAGUUAUAACAUAAUUAGUUUUGAAAAUUAUAGUGAAAGGUUUGCGGUAACACCAUGUAGUGAUAAUCUCUAAAUGAGUUGGGGUGGUGUGGUUCUGAAAAGAACCCGAUA
Messenger RNA from Asterias rubens (European starfish), 2920 nucleotides. RefSeq names its product protein AAR2 homolog. NCBI's taxonomy places the organism in Eukaryota, Metazoa, Echinodermata, Asteroidea, Forcipulatida, Asteriidae. The record is from RefSeq and is a predicted model, not a curated record. Gene Ontology annotation, biological process: spliceosomal tri-snRNP complex assembly. Bases 378 to 1514 code for a protein of 378 amino acids. The transcript is spliced from 2 exons.